UUGCGAAGUAUCGCGGGAGCAGCUGUCGGUCCCGGUGGGCAGCAUGGUGAAGCUCACGGCCGAGCUGAUCGAAUUGGCGGCGCAGUUCACCAACCCGGUGCGGGACCGGGAGCUCGACCUGCGGGGAUAUAAGAUUCCAGUUGUGGAGAAUUUGGGGGCGACUCUGGAUCAGUUUGACUCCAUUGAUUUCUCGGACAAUGAAAUUCGGAAAUUGGAUGGCUUUCCGCUGCUCCGGAGACUGAAGAGCCUCCUGCUGAACAACAACCGGAUCUGUCGAAUAGGUGAAGGCCUUGAGCAGGCCCUGCCAAACCUGCGGGAAUUGGUGCUCACCAACAACAACCUGCAGGAACUGGGGGAUCUAGAUACACUUUCAACCAUCAAGUCCCUCACAUUCCUGAGCCUUCUGAGGAAUCCUGUAACGAGUAAGAAGCAUUAUCGUCUUUAUGUAAUCCACAAAGCUCCACAGAUCAGAGUCCUGGAUUUCCAGAAGGUGAAGCUGAAGGAACGUCAGGAAGCGGACCGACUGUUCAAAGGCAAACGUGGGGCACAGCUUGCAAAGGAUAUAACCAAGAAAACAAAGACUUUCACACCAGGUGCAGGAUUGUCAGGGGAGAAGAAGAAAGCAGGCCCUUCUGGACCUGAAGUUGAAGCAAUUAAGAAUGCCAUUGCAAAUGCAUCGACUCUGGCUGAGGUGGAGAAGUUGAAAGGGAUGCUGCAGGCUGGACAAAUCCCAGGCAGAGACAGGAAGACUGGUCCUACAGAUGAAGUUGAGGAGGAAGAUAUGGAGACAGAUCCUGUUGCCAAUGGCAACUAAUGCUUCCCUUUGUUAAAGUUCCUUGUUCCACGGUCUCUGGUUUGGAGUUGAAAUCUUGAAUUUAGUGAAGUGAUGAGAUUUGAGCUUGUGUUAAUUUGUCAGUGGGAAGGUCUUUUCACCUGGAACCUCUAUUAUAUCCUGCUGCCAUCCAGCGCAGGGACCACUGUCUCUGCAAGUCAGCGCUCUGUGCGGGAAAGACUGGUUUGUGUUACUCUAACCAAGUAAUUCACUUCAAUUGUCCUCUUAAUUAUCAUGUUUGGGCUGUAUGUUUGCUUGUCAGAAUUUGGAUAAUAAACAUUUUUGGAAUUGU
Pristis pectinata (smalltooth sawfish) is the source of this 1124-nucleotide messenger RNA. It is a transcript of the gene snrpa1, whose product is annotated as small nuclear ribonucleoprotein polypeptide A'. Gene Ontology annotation, cellular component: U2 snRNP. Gene Ontology annotation, molecular function: U2 snRNA binding; protein binding. Lineage: Eukaryota; Metazoa; Chordata; Chondrichthyes; Rhinopristiformes; Pristidae. The transcript is spliced from 9 exons. Gene Ontology annotation, biological process: mRNA splicing, via spliceosome. The record is from RefSeq and is a predicted model, not a curated record. Bases 44 to 814 code for a protein of 256 amino acids.